Molecule: messenger RNA, 2714 nt
Organism: Glycine soja
Lineage: Eukaryota; Viridiplantae; Streptophyta; Magnoliopsida; Fabales; Fabaceae
Product: protein SPT2 homolog
Exons: 15
Coding region: 895-2352 (485 amino acids)
Biological process (GO): nucleosome assembly; regulation of DNA-templated transcription
Cellular component (GO): nucleolus
Molecular function (GO): DNA binding; histone binding
Source: RefSeq, a predicted model, not a curated record
UUGGAUAUGUAGCAGAACUGCUUCACCUUCUCUUUUCUCCACUUCCACCACCACUCACUCACUCCACUCCCUCAAAAUUCACAAUCCUCACGUUGCCUCAUUCACAUGAAACUUCUCUCGCCCUCCGUGUUCUCGCUCUUUCUCUGAAUCACUCAUCCUUAUAAUAAACAAAUAAAUAGUUUCUCUCUCGAAGAAGGAGAAAGAGGUUUUCAUUGUUCUUGUUCUUGUGGAAGAAGAAGAAGCUGAAGAAUGGAGUCGACGGAAUCUUCAUACGUUCUUCUCCCGAGGGACCGAGGAAGCGCGCUGCAUCGCAUUCUCUAGGUAUGUUCCAUUCUUGACGAGACACUACAAGCAGUUGGUGCUAAAACAAUGGUGGUCGGACAUACUCCUCAAACUAUAGGUGUAAAUUCUAAAUACAAUUGUAGCAUAUGGCUCAAAGAUUGCAGAAUGUGCAGUGGAGUUUUGAAUUCAAGACCAAAGGAACAACAGCAAGAAACUUCAAUGUGGCAUAGAUGGUUUCCCUGUCACUUACAGAAAAGACAACGAGCAUAUUGGAUGGUCCAUCCACUCAGCUGAAUUUUUCAAUCCAAUAAACCAAAACUUCACUAAAAUCAGUCUUCAUGCUUUUCAUUAGCCCCCAAGAAAUGGAUUGUAUGCCUUCCCAUCAUCAACACUUCUUGCCUAAUCAUGGAACCUGAAAGGUACUGCAUAUGAUGGAGCUUUCACAAUGAAUAAAAUACUGGAAUUUGUAGAUUACAACAAGUUUCCAUUAGUUACAAAGCUGACUGAAAUGAAUUCUAUCAGAGUCUUCUCCAGCCCCAUCAAGCUUCAGAACGAUCUUUCAAGGAAAUACUCGUUGCAAUCGGUGAUUCUGCAGUUGUUAUUGAAACCACAAUGCGGGGCUAUGACGACGAAGGAGAUCAUUUUUGCCUCAUGAUAAUUCCCUAUCUCAUGGAACCACAGGGUUACGACGAUUAUUAUGAGAAUGAGGGACAAGAAAAUGAGUAUGAAGAGGGGGGUGAGGAAGAGUAUGAAGAAGAGGAAGAGGUGCCCAGGAAGCCUUCAAAGGAAGAAAUGGAGUACCUUGAGUUGAGGCAGAAGUUGAAAGAAUCCAUUAGAAAGCAGAUGAAGAAGGAUAGUAGUGCUAAUGGUACUUUGCGCCGGGAUUCAACCGACCGAAACAAGAAUAAGCUUCCUUAUGAUAAUUAUGGCUCCUUUUUUGGUCCAUCUCAACCAGUUAUUGCACAGAGAGUAAUCCAGGAGAGCAAGUCAUUGCUAGAAAAUCAGCAUUUGGCAUCUAGGUUUUCUAACCCACAACACAUUAAGAAGAACCAGAAUAAAGUACCUAGUGGAGGAUCAAAGUCUUCAUCUCAUAAUCUGGCACCCAAAGUCAGCGAGAUACAAGUUAAAGCCCAGAAAAUCAAGAAUACUAGAGAUUACUCAUUUCUUUUAUCUGAUGAUGCAGAGCUUCCAGCUCCUUCAAAAGCCCCCCCACCACAGAAUAUGCCUAUAAGAAAUUCUGAGGGACGACCAGCUCAAGUUCCAGCAAGGAGUAAACUGCCUUUGAGCAAUGGUGGCAAGCAUGUUCGUGCCAGUCAUGAGGAACGGAAUGUAGGUUCUGCUGCCGGCCGUUUGCCUCCUAAAUCAGGAUCCAGUUACAAGACCAGUAAACCUAGUAUGGCAUCAGCAGAUUCUAGAAAGCAGCUUGGUAACAACAGUGAUAAUGGACCAGGCUGGCCAGUUGGGCCAAAAGGCUUGCCUUCAAAGAUUUCUGUUGGUACCACUGGGAAUAAGUCUUCAGCACCUGGUAUAAAAAACUCUGUGAAUGGUAUGCGGAAAUCACUCCCUUCAAAGAAUCAUCCAUCCAUUCCAAAACAGAGUGUAGAUCAAAGAAUUUCGAAGCAGAGUGUUGAACAAAGAAUUCCAAAGCAGAGUGUGGAACAAAGAAGAGACAUACGAGAACUAAAUAGACCUAAAAUGACACCAAAACAACCAGUGGCAUCAUCAAAACCACAGAUAAAUAAGCCACUUAAACAAAAUUCAGUUCAUACUGCUUCGCAAGAUCGUCGUCCCAAGCAUAAGGUUGCUAAACGACCCUUUGAUGAUGAUGAGGACGAAGUGGAUUUCAGGAACGUGAUCAGAAAUAUCUUUAAUUACAACCCCAAUAAAUUUGUUGAUGACGAUGACGAUGACAAUAUGGAGGCAGGCUUUGAUGAAAUCUUGAGGGAAGAAAAGCGGAGUGAAAUGAUUGCUAAAAGGGAGGACGAGGAGCAACUUAGGUUAAUUGAGGAGGAAGAGGAAAGAGAGAGGAGAAGAAAAAUGGCAAAGUUAAAGAAACGGAAGCUUGGCUAGCAGUAGUUAGUAGUAACAUGUCAUUGAUUUUGGUAUAAUGAAAAUUCUCUUUUCCCAAGGGCAGUUUAAUCAUGGGAUUAAAUUAUACAAUUCAUCAAUGAAGAUAGAAAAACAUUCGCCCUCACAUUGAGCUUGUUUCAAUUUGAAUUACUUAGAAAAGAUAUACCGUUAUGUAAACGCAGUUUCGGAUUUAGUCAAGGGCAGGGGUUGGGGUUGCAUUGUGUAUGUAUGAUUUUGAGCGUUUUGCACACUGAUUGGCGGUCAUUAUACGCAGUGGAUGGAUUGGAAAUGAGAUAUUGUUCACCAUUUUGCUUCAUCUAUUAUUCUGAGCAAUGUAUUUUAUAAUAGUUUUGGUAGCCAAA